ACCCGGUCCGCCGUUGGUGUACGAUGGAAGGUGGAUUCCUUAGUUACUAUGAAAAUGAGAAGAAUGCUACACCCAUAGGCCGGGUUGACGCCAGCGAUGUGGUGAGCCUGGCCAUCAACAACACUGAGAACAUCACCGAAACGGGGCCAGUGUUCACCUUUGAGUUGUACCUGCGCUCUCAGAGAGUGCUGGUGUUCGGAGCGGAGACCUCAGACGCACAGCAGGAUUGGACACAUGCCAUCGCCAAGGUUACACUCACUCGAACACAUAAAAUAACUCUUAAAAGAUUUAGCGCAACUUCAACAUUGCAGGG
This is a messenger RNA of Sinocyclocheilus grahami, 313 nucleotides long. Its product is annotated as arf-GAP with Rho-GAP domain, ANK repeat and PH domain-containing protein 2-like. The record is from RefSeq and is a predicted model, not a curated record. The transcript is spliced from 2 exons. The annotation marks the transcript as partial. Gene Ontology annotation, molecular function: GTPase activator activity; phosphatidylinositol-3,4,5-trisphosphate binding. Lineage: Eukaryota; Metazoa; Chordata; Actinopteri; Cypriniformes; Cyprinidae. Gene Ontology annotation, cellular component: cytoplasm.